Messenger RNA from Cuscuta europaea, 8556 nucleotides. The record is from the annotation of a GenBank genome assembly. Lineage: Eukaryota; Viridiplantae; Streptophyta; Magnoliopsida; Solanales; Convolvulaceae.
AUAAUACACAGCACUCACAAAGUUGUACAGGCUGAGAAAAUAUGGCCACGCCACUGUGCCUAGUAUUAUUUGCGGCGCGCGGAGGUAAAUAGAAAUUAGAGUGAGCCUGCAGAAAUUCAUCAAAGACUAAAACCCUACCAGUAAAAAAAAAAGCUACACCUCACCCAUACUACGUCCGACUUUCUCAUUCCGCCGGCGGGCGCCAUCUUUUGUUAUACCUGACUUAGCAGAAGGUUUACAUUUCAGCGCGUCUGUCACCCCCGAAUUAGCUCACUAACGCAUUCUUGCCCAUGGCAAAUCCAGUGGAGUCACUGGCGUCCAUUGAUUCAUCAGUGACAACGCCAUCCACCAAACGUCAAGUUAAGAUCUUCCGAGAUGAGAUUCCGUCUAUUCUCAGUCGUUCAGAUGCAGAAAUGACGACCGAGAUCGCAUCUGUGUUGAUAGAUUUAGUUUUCAAGACUUUAUUUAUUUAUGACGACCGAGGAUCGAUGAAAGCAGUGGAUGAUGUGGUCAUAAAAUGUUUGAGACAAGUAGCAUUUAUGAAGAGUUUUGCAGCAACCCUUGUACAGGUUAUGGAAAAGAAUGCGAAGUUUCAGUCACAUGUAGUCUGUCACAGGCUUUUGAAGUGGUCCUGUUUACUCCUGACGGAAAGCGAGUUUAGCUUAGCAUCAAAAAAUGCAUUUUCUAGAGUAGCUCAAGUGCAGGCAUCAGUACUUCAUAUUGGUAUGAAAGGAUCACCUCGUGUUAGAAGAGCAUGCAAACAAAGCAUUUUCUUUUUGUUUUCAAAGUCACCACACCUCUAUGAAAGUUAUAUGGAAGAACUUGAGAAUUCAAGGAUCCCAUAUAAAGAUUGUCCUGAAAUUCUAUUGUUGAUGCUCGAAUUUUCAAGACUCCACCCUUCUCUAUAUGAUAAAUGGAAGCAACUCUUUCUUGAUAUGUACACUGAAGCAGUUCUAAAUGCAAAAGAAAAGCCACCAAUGGACCUCUGUCAGGCCUUCAUUCCAUUAUUUGCACAUCUGUCUCAUGAAGAUUUUCAAAAUACUGUCAUCCCACUGUCUGUCAAGAUGUUGAAACGAAACCCCGAGCUUGUUUUGGAAUCAGUUACUGUCCUUAUGCAAUCUGCCAGGCUUGACUUGAGCAAAUAUGCUGUUCAGAUUCUUUCAGUUGUGUUAACACAGGCAAGGCAUACAGAUGGAGAAAGAAAAACAACUGCCUUAUCUAUAAUUCGAUGCUUGAGCACUAAGUCAAGCAGUCCAGAUGCUCUAGAAGAAAUGUUCAAAGCAGUCAAAUCUGUAAUUGGAGGGUCGGAAGGAAGGCUUACGUUUCCCUACCAGAGAGUUGGUAUGAUUAAUGCACUGCAAGAGAUGUCGAAUGUCCCUGAAGGAAAAUAUUUUACUAGCUUAUCAAGGACGAUUUGUAGCUUUCUGUUGUCCUGUUACAAGGAUGAUGGUAAUGAAGAAGUAAAGCUUGCGAUUUUGGCUUGUUUUGCUUCUUGGGUGUCUAGAUGUGCUGAUGCCAUUGAGCCAGAUGUUGUUUCAUUCAUUACAACUGGGCUCAAAGAGAAGGAAACAUUGAGGAAAAGCCAUCUUCGCUGUGUUCGAUUGAUUUGCAAAAACGUUGAUGCUGUUCCUCGUAUUUCAUCUUUGCUGGCACCUCUUCUCCAGCUUGUUAAAACAGGGUUCACCAAAGUAGCACAACGACUGGAUGGGAUUUAUUCACUUUUUUGUGUGGCAAAAAUUGCUGCCAUAGAUGUUAAAGCAGAUGAGACUGUAUCAAAGGAAAAUAUUUGGUCAUUAAUAUCACAGAACGAACCUUCGCUGCUGCCAAUUUCAAUGGUCUCAAAAUUAUCAACCGAGGACUGUAUGGCUUGCCUCGACCUUUUUGAGACCCUUCUGGUCGAACAUCCCCAGAGGAUUCUGGAGACUUUUCCUGCUAGCACAUUUGUACAGUUCAUACUGUUUGUACUUUGUCAUCCAAGUUGGGCUGUCCGGAGUUCAGCUCAUGGUUCCGUUAAAGAGGUCAUUGCUGCUACCCCGCAGUUAUCUGAAUCUAUAAUGCUUGGAUUUUACAAUUAUCUCUCAACGGUUGGUGAAAAGAUUCUUCUUUUGAAGACAGGUGAUGCAGACAGCUCAUUGGAUAACCAAGCUCCAACCGUUCCAUCUGUUGAAGUUUUGGUGAAAGCUUUAGUUUCCUUAUCACCCGCAACUUUAUCUGUUGUGCCACACGUAUGCGUGCAAAUAUUGCUUUGCUCACAUCAUCCAUGUCUCAUUGGUUCAGCUAAAAGAAGUGCAGUAUGGAGGAGGGUGCAGAAGUGUUUGCAGAAACAAGGGUUUGAUACUGUUAAUCUCUUUACCACUGACGUUGCCGGCUUAUGUCAGGGUUUGCUUGGCUCUAGAGGUCUGAUGAGUGGAAAUCAUUUUGAGCCAGAAGCAGCAAUAAACUCAUUUUUCACUCUUAUGUCUAUAAUUCCUGGAGAAACUUAUGCCGAAUUUGUUAAGAACUUCAACAACCUUCCAGAUCGUCAUGCACAUGAUAUGUUUUCAGAACAUGAUAUUCAGAUCUUCCGUAUUCCUGAAGGGAUGCUCUCUACAGAGCUUGGUGUUUACAUAGCUGAAUCCGUUUCAGCUAAGAACACAAAGCAACCAAAAGGCCGCUUUCGUGCCUAUGAUAGCAAUGAUGACAUGGAAAAAGAAAAUUCCAUCCGUGUGCCAAAAUUUGAGACUUCUAGCAAAGAUAUGCCUGUUGUCGGGAAAAAAGAUGGUGGGAAGCCAACUAAGAAAUCUGAAAAGGACAGAGGAAAGACUGCUAAAGAAGAGGCUCGUGAGAUGCAACUUAGGGAGGAAGCAUGCAUACGUGAAAGAGUCAUGGUUGUGCAAAAUAAUCUCUCGUCAAUGCUGAAAGCUCUGGGGGAAAUUGCCAUAGCCAAUAUGGUUUUUACACAUAGUCAGUUACCUUCUUUGGUCAAACUUAUUGAUCCCCUGCUAGGUUCACCAAUAGUUGGUGAUGUGGCAUACACUGUGCUGACAAAGCUGUCAAAGUGUGUUGCCCCCCCUCUCUCCAACUGGGCUCUUGAAAUUGCCACUGCUUUGCGGCUAAUUAGGACAGAGGAACCUAACGUCUUAUGGGCACUAUUUCCAUCGGCUAGUGAGGAGGCUAACGAUAAUCCCGGUCUCUUUGAGCGAGUAGUAAAUGGCUUAUCAUUCUCUUGUAAAUCUGGGCCACUUCCUGUGGAUUCAUUUACUUUUGUUUUCUCAAUAAUGGAGAGGAUACUACUGGCUUCCAAGAAGACAAGGCUGCACGAAGACGUUCUCCAGAUAAUAUUCUUACAUUUGGAUCCUGCCUUACCCCUUCCGAGGGUUCAAAUGCUAUCAGUUCUAUAUCAUGUUCUUGGUGUUGUUCCUGCAUAUCAAGCUUCCAUUGGUCCAUCUCUUAAUGAAUUAUGUCUAGGAUUGACUGCAGCAGAAGUUGCCCCUGCCCUUUCUGGUAUUUAUGCCAAAGAUGCUCAUGUGAGGAUGGCAUGCUUGAAUGCAGCAAAAUGCAUUCCUGCUAUUGCGGGCCGCUCUACUCCUCAAAAUAUUGAAGUUGCAACCAGCAUAUGGCUUGCUUUACAUGAUCCAGAAAAGACAGUUGCUGAAGCUGCAGAAGACAUAUGGGAUCACUAUGGAUACGAAUUAGGGACUGAUUAUUCAGGAAUCUUCAAAGCGCUUUCGAACUUCAAUUAUAAUGUUAGAGUUGCUGCUGCCGAAGCAUUAGCUGCAGCUUUAGAUGAUAAUCCUGAUACCAUUCAGGAGUCGCUAUCAACAUUAUUCUCAUUGUAUAUUCGUGAUGCUGGACUUGAUGAGGACAUUAUUGAUGCUGGCUGGAUAGGCAGACAAGGGAUUGCCUUGGCUUUACACUCUGUUUCCGACGUGCUUAGAACCAAAGAUCUUCCUGUUGUCAUGACAUUCCUAAUAUCAAGGGCGCUGGCUGAUCCUAAUGUGGAUGUUAGGGGAAGAAUGAUUAAUGCUGGUAUACUGAUCAUUGACAAGCAUGGAAAUGAAAAUGUGUCCCUGCUAUUCCCAAUUUUUGAAAAUUAUUUGAACAAAAAGGCAUCAGAUGAAGAGAGAUAUGAUUUGGUGCGUGAAGGCGUUGUGAUAUUCACUGGUGCCUUGGCAAAACAUUUGUCGAAGGAUGAUCCAAAGGUUCUUGCUGUUGUUGAAAAGUUGCUGGAUGUACUGAACACUCCUUCUGAAGCUGUUCAGCGAGCAGUUUCCACCUGUCUUUCUCCUCUGAUGCAAUCAAAGCAGGAGGAUGGACCUGUUCUUAUUUCAAGGCUUCUAGAUAAAUUAAUGAAGAGUGACAAGUAUGGGGAGCGCCGAGGAGCAGCAUUUGGACUUGCAGGGGUUGUUAAAGGAUUCAAAAUUUCCUGCCUAAAGAAAUAUGGUAUUGUGAAAGCCUUGAAUGAAGGAUUUCUUGACAGGAAUUCUGCUAAAAGCCGUGAAGGAGCAUUGCUUGCAUUUGAAUGUCUCUGUGAGACAUUAGGAAAACUUUUUGAGCCCUAUGUAAUUCAAAUGCUUCCACUACUUCUGGUUGCAUUCUCUGACCAAGUGAUUGCAGUCAGAGAAGCUGCAGAAUGUGCUGCUCGGGCAAUGAUGUCUCAAUUGACUGCUCAAGGAGUGAAACUAAUCCUUCCAUCACUUCUGAAGGGCCUUGAAGAUAAAGCUUGGAGGACAAAGCAAAGUAGUGUGCAACUUCUUGGUGCUAUGGCCUACUGUGCGCCACAGCAGUUGUCCCAGUGCCUCCCCAAAGUAGUGCCAAAAUUAACAGAGGUCUUGACUGACACUCAUCCUAAAGUUCAAUCAGCUGGACAGACUGCACUUCAACAAGUAGGGAGUGUUAUAAAGAAUCCAGAGAUAUCUGCUCUUGUGCCUACUCUUUUAACAAGUCUUAUGGAACCCAAUGAAUACACAAAAUACUCCCUUGACAUACUCCUUCAGACAACCUUUGUCAACACAGUUGAUGCUCCAUCUCUUGCAUUAUUGGUACCAAUUGUCUAUCGAGGCCUUAGAGAAAGAGGUGCUGAAACUAAGAAGAAGGCUGCCCAAAUUGUUGGGAAUAUGUGUUCUUUGGUUACAGAGCCAAAGGACAUGAUCCCUUACAUAGGCUUGCUUCUUCCUGAAGUUAAAAAGGUUCUUCAGGAUCCUAUCCCUGAAGUUCGUUCUGUUGCUGCAAGAGCUAUUGGCUCUCUUAUAAGGGGAAUGGGAGAAGAAAACUUCCCAGACUUGGUGCCUUGGCUGUUAGAUACUCUGAAAUCUGAUGGCAGCAAUGUUGAGCGCUCUGGAGCUGCACAGGGCCUGAGUGAGGUAUUGUCUGCAUUGGGUUUGGAGUACUUUGAAACCAUACUUCCAGAUAUCAUACGAAACUGUUCUCAUCAAAAAGCAUCGGUCCGUGAUGGCUAUUUGUCACUCUUUAAGUAUCUUCCAAGAUCUUUAGGUAUCCAAUUCCAGAACUAUUUGCAGCCAGUUCUUCCUGCAAUUAUAGAUGGACUUGCCGAUGAGAAUGAAUCUGUACGUGAUGCUGCACUUGGUGCUGGGCAUGUUUUAGUGGAGCAUUAUGCAACAACGUCUUUACCUCUGCUCCUUCCUGCUGUGGAGGAAGGUAUUUUUAAUGACAAUUGGCGUAUUAGGCAGAGCUCUGUGGAGUUAUUGGGUGACCUUUUGUUUAAGGUUGCUGGAACAUCUGGAAAAGCUCAUCUUGAGGGUGGCAGUGAUGACGAAGGUUCAAGUACUGAAGCUCAUGGCCGAGCUAUCAUUGAGGUACUUGGAAGGGAGAAGCGCAAUGAAGUUCUUGCUGCACUGUAUAUGGUUCGGACUGAUGUCAGCCUUACUGUACGCCAGUCUGCAUUACAUGUCUGGAAAACCAUUGUUGCAAAUACUCCGAAGACUUUGAAGGAAAUUCUACCGGUGUUGAUGAACACUUUAAUUAGCUCGCUUGCUUCCUCAUCUUCUGAGCGGCGACAGGUUGCUGGACGAGCUCUUGGUGAACUUGUUAGGAAACUCGGAGAAAGAGUGCUUCCAUUGAUCAUUCCAAUAUUGUCACAGGGUCUAAACAACUCUAACCCUGGGAAAAGACAAGGUGUUUGCAUUGGCUUAAGUGAGGUGAUGGCAAGUGCUGGGAAAAACCAGUUACUGCAUUUUAUGGACAAGCUUAUCCCUACAAUUCGUGCAGCACUUUGUGAUAGCAUGCCUGAGGUUCGGGAAUCAGCAGGGUUGGCAUUCAGCACUCUUUACAAGAGUGCUGGACUGCAAGCAAUAGAUGAGAUCGUUCCCACACUUUUGCAUGCUCUGGAGGAUGAUCAAACCUCCAACACUGCUCUUGAUGGCUUAAAACAAAUACUGAGUGUCAGGACCAGUGCUGUGCUGCCUCACAUUCUUCCCAAGCUUGUACACCUUCCACUCUCUGCCUUCAAUGCACAUGCUUUGGGAGCUCUAGCAGAAGUUGCGGGACCCGGUCUUGAUGCUCAUCUUGGUACCAUUCUUCCCGCUUUACUCACUGCAAUGGGAUAUGCUGAUUUGGAGAUUCAAAGUUUGGCCACGAAAGCAGCAGAAACUGUUGUUUCAGUAAUUGAUGAAGAAGGUAUUGAGUCCGUUCUGUCAGAGCUUCUGAAAGGAGUUGGGGAUAAUCAGGAAACUACCAGAAAAAGUUCUGCAUACUUGAUUGGGUUUUUAUUCAAAACCAGUGAUCUUUAUCUUGCUGAUGAAGCCCCAAAUGUGAUAUCCACUCUGAUUAUUUUACUAAGUGAUUCAGAUUCAGCUACUGUGACGGCUGCAUGGGAAGCUUUGUCAUCUGUGAUAAGCUCAGUUCCUAAAGAAGUUUUACCUUCAUAUAUAAAGUUGGUUCGUGAUGCUGUAUCAACAUCUAGAGAUAAAGAACGCAGGAAGAAAAAGAGAGGACCAGUGUUAAUACCCGGUUUUUGCCUCCGAAAAGCUCUUCAACCUGUGCUUCCCAUCUUCCUUCAGGGUCUUAUGAGUGGAUCAGCUGAUCUAAGAGAGCAAGCAGCUUUAGGGCUUGGCGAGUUAAUUGAAGUGACAAGUGAGGAAGCAUUAAAGGAGUUUGUCAUCCCAAUUACCGGGCCAUUAAUUCGUAUAAUAGGGGACAAAUUUCCUUGGCAAGUGAAAAGUGCAAUUCUCUCUACUUUAACAAUCAUAAUACGAAAGGGAGGGUUAGCAUUAAAACCCUUUCUUCCCCAGCUUCAAACAACAUUUGUUAAGUGUUUGCAGGAUAAUACAAGGACUGUUCGAUCAACUGCUGCUCUUGCACUUGGAAAGCUAAGUGCAAUCACUAAUAGGAUCGAUCCUCUUAUUGGUGAUUUAUUGUCUGUUUUACAGAUAUCGGAUGUUGCAAUCCGUGAGACUAUCUUGGCUGCUUUAAAAGGAGUGAUCAAACACGCUGGCAAAAGUUUGAACAGUACCUCUAGAACUCGUGUCUAUACACUCUUAACCGAUAUGAUACAUGAUGAUGAUGAUCAGAUUCGAGUGUGUGCUGCCAGCAUAUUGGGAAUCGUGUCCCAGUACUUAGAAGAUGUAGAAGUUGUUGAGGUUCUUAAUGGGACUACAAACUCUGCAUCGUCUCCUAACUGGUGCACAAGGCACGGAGCAGUACUUACGAUAUCUUCAAUCCUAAAGCACAACCCUUCCAUCAUUUCUUCUUCUUCAUUAUAUGGACCUGUAAUAGAUAGUCUCAAAAGUAGCUUAAAAGAUGAAAAGUUUCCAAUCCGUGAAACAUGUGCAAGGGCAUUUGGAAGACUCCUAUAUCAUCAAGUUGUGAGUGAUUCUUCUAAUGCUUCUUCACACCCGGAGAUUCUCGGAUCUAUAGUAUUGGCCAUGCAAGAUGAUUCAAGUGAAGUCAGAAGACGAGCCUUGUCCGCUCUGAAGAUAGUUGCAAAAUGUAAUCCUAGUGCCUUAAUGGUCCAUGUAUUAAAGUACGGUCCUGCACUAGCUGAUUGCUUGAAAGAUGGAAGUUCUCCAGUGAGACUUGCUGCUGAGAGAUGUGCCUUGCAUGCCUUUCAAUUGAAUAAAGGUGGAGACAAUGUUCAAGCUGCACAAAAGUUUAUAACUGGUUUAGAUGCUAGGCGGAUUUCCAAGCUUUCAGAGCACAGUGACGCGAGCGACGACAGUGACAUUGAAUCAAUGGCCUGAUUUUGCUUUCUCAUCCCUAGUUUUCAUUUAAAUUUAAAAAUUAAUAAUAGUUUGGUGGCGGGAAGUACAUAGCAACCUACACUUGUGGGAGAGAUGCCAAUAUUUAUACAUAUAUGUGUAUGGUAUAUGAAUCGGCCGUUGGAGGAUGUCUUAAUGUCCGACCUUGGAGGAUGUCUUAAGGUCCGACCUUCAAAAUUGUGAUAUAAAUAUCUGUAACAUAUGAGUAAAUAUUGUAUCAAUUCACUUGUUCAGGCCUUCACGCCUGAGAUGGUCUGUGAUUUGGUUGCUUCUCACCCUUCAAAUAUUGCACUGCAUUCAAUGUGCAAAUGAACACUUGAAUUUAAAUUACGGAGUAAAAUUUAUUUUCUUAUUCCAAGUG